Messenger RNA from Chelonus insularis, 798 nucleotides. RefSeq names its product nutcracker (gene ntc). The record is from RefSeq and is a predicted model, not a curated record. Gene Ontology annotation, biological process: positive regulation of autophagy of mitochondrion. Lineage: Eukaryota; Metazoa; Arthropoda; Insecta; Hymenoptera; Braconidae. Gene Ontology annotation, molecular function: protein kinase binding.
ACGGAGCACUUGUUCGAUAAUCAUCACAACAAUCAUAGUUAUUAACAAAUUUUAAGUGUUUACAUAGUUUAAAUUAUUUAUUUGUAUGAAUGACAAUACAAAUUUAGUCCACUGUUAUGUUUCACAAUUAAUAUUUGUUUUCAAUUGUUAACAUGAACAUAAUCUACAUGCAUGUCGUGUAAAAAGUAAUAAUGUCGACUUUUCCAUCAAUUUUGGAAAACAUUCUUACGUCAAAAGAUAAACAUGUCACUCACCAUGAUUACCUUAUUGCUUUGAGUAUGAUCAUUAUGAAAGAAAAUGGUUAUGAUAUCCAAAAAGCUCAUAAUAGAGGUGACUUCGCAGAGUUGGAUCCAAGUCAAUGGAUUAUUGAUGGUGCUUAUCAAAUAAAGUUUAAACAUCUCAAUACACCAGAAUUAAACUGCAUAUUAGAUGCCAUUCUUGUCGGCGAUGUUAUGAUAUUAAAUUUGACAUCAGAAGACGAAUCAAUCAAAACAAGAAGUCUAGCAGUGGAAACCUUAGAAUAUAUCAAUGUGUAUGCCAGUAAUUUUGAUUGUCGUUUUAUGAAUUUGAAAAAAUUUACUUGCAAGUUCAGAAAUUUAUUAACAACACCAAUCAGAGAUGAAGUGUUGAAUAAACUAGGGGUAAUGAAUCCUAGUCUUUUGGGACUUCCAAAUGAAUUAAAAUUGAAAAUCAUUAGCUUCUUACCAGCUAAAGACCAACGAAACCUUCGAAGAUGUUGCAAAACAUUCUACAAUUUAUAAUAUAUAUUUUGAUACAUUUGACAUCAUUGACUGAUUG